AUGCAGCAUCUUCAGAUUUUGAACACUCAAGAAAUUAGGAAAGCACGAAGGAAUGGUACUGUACCAAUACGGAACAAUGUCUCCGGUGAGCAACCGAUUAUUUCAAAGCUUUACCGUAAAACAUUGCCCCUCACUGGUACAGAAUCCAGCAAGAUUUUACUCCAGGAGUAUUUUGGACUUAAACAUUUCGGGAACGGCACAAAUACAGCUCGCUGCAUUGGGCCUGUGAUGUGA
Molecule: messenger RNA, 234 nt
Organism: Cercopithifilaria johnstoni
Lineage: Eukaryota; Metazoa; Nematoda; Chromadorea; Rhabditida; Onchocercidae
Source: the annotation of a GenBank genome assembly